UACAUUCCCAAACCAAGUGAAGCCGCACCCAUUUGUGUGUGUGUGUGUGUCAGCAGGGUGCAGUCACAUUCUCCCUCUUUUCCUUACCAGCGUGUUUAAUCUACUCAUAUUUUAAAAACAGCAGGCAACAAUCAAACAGACAUUUGAUCAGGCUGAGCGAUGGACUUCAGCGGGUCGAUGGCGGUGGCGGCGCUCGGCCGGCCUUUCUCCCUGGGGAUGCUGUACGACUGUCGCAGAGAUUUACUAGUGCCUGGUAUGACAUUGUGGGACCGCGAUGACCUGAAAAAACAUAUUGGAGAAAGACCCCAGAACUCUAAUGAUUUUGAGAUAGUUGCAUCUGAAUCGAUUGAGGAUAAAUCUUCAGCACUAAAGGUUGAAGCUUCUCUGAAAGCAAGUUUCUUAUGUGGAAUGGUUGAGGUGGAGGGAUCGGCCAAAUACCUGAAUGAUCAAAAGAAAUCCAGAAAUCAGGCCAGAGUAACACUGAAGUAUGAAACUACCACUAAGUUCCAGGAACUGUCCAUGGACCAUCUCGCAAUUGGCAACAUGAAACAUCCGUAUGUUUUUGAGAAAGGAAUAGCAACACAUGUAGUCACAGGUAUUCUUUAUGGAGCAAGAGCCUUCUUUGUGUUUGAUCGUGAGAUGUCAGAAAGAGAAGAUCAUCAGGACGUUCAAGGCAACUUGAAAGUGAUGAUCAAGAAGAUCCCACGCAUCUCAAUAGAUGGGGAAGGUUCCCUGAACAUGGAAGAGAAAGAUAAGGCAAAUGUUGAGAAGUUUUCUUGCAAGUUCCACGGAGACUUUUCUCUUGAAGAGAAUCCUGUGUCCUUUCAGGAUGCCAUACAGGUCUAUCAAAAACUGCCCAAACUAUUGGGAUCCGAUGGAGGAAAAGCAAUUCCAGUGAAAGUCUGGCUGUUGCCAUUGACAAGUUUAGAUUCUUCUGCUGCUCAACUUGUUCGUCAGAUAAGUAUAGGAUUAGUUCAGGAAUCACAGACAGUCCUGGAGGACUUCAGUGAGCUGGAAAUGAGGUGCAAUGAUGCCAUGAUAACAGCAACAGCACAGCAGUUUCCUCAGAUUGGCAAAAAACUUAAAAGUUUUAAAGAAAUGUGCUCUGUGUCCAAACUAGAAUUCCAACGAACUUUAUCAGUGAAACUUCCAUCUAUACGAGGAGGAGGCGAGGAGGAGGCUGUGCUUGCAGAGAUACUGGAGAAGAGACAUUCAUCUCCGUUCAACAGCAAAAACCUGACUGAGUGGAUGGACUGUAAAGAGAGAGAAAUCUCCAUUUUAAAUACUUUCACCAAGAUGAUGAAAAACACAAAGACCAUCUCAUCGCUGAAUGGUCUACAUGAGGAGAUUCUCAGUGCAGAGCAGGUCUUGUGUUUUGUUUUCACCUCACUGGGAAAUGCUGAGUCGUACCUCUCAGCUUUAUCAAAACACUUAAAGGGAACCACAACACCUGACGACCCUCAAGAAACACAUACCUAUGAUGUAGAGAAGGAGCAGUGGUACCUUUCAGACAAAGUUCCUGAUGAAAUGAGGAAAAAAGCAAAGCUUUUCGGUAAUUUUGCAGAGGCCAACAAGGAGAACAUGAACAUAAAGUUCCUCAUAGUGGGUUUGACAAAUGAGACACAAAAAGGUACAAGCAUCUACCAUUAUGAAGAAGGCUCUUCUCUCAGUGAGAACUUUGAACCACCUUCAAAGCCUGAAAGUGUGAAAGCAAGUGACAUAAAUCACAACAGUGUGACCCUGAAGAUCUCUCCACCCAGAUUUGGAGCCGAGAACGUCACGUCCUACUCUGUUGAGUACUGUGUCCAUGGAGAGGAUGGAUGGCAACAGAAGACGGUGUCAAAGGAUGGAGACGUCACAGCGAGCGACCUGAGUCCUAACACAGAGUAUGUGUUCAGAUGCAGAGCUGUCACCUCAGUAGGUGUUGGACCAGUCAACGAGGUCAGUGGAACCAUUAGAACUCUGCCCUGCAGCCCUCCUGGAAAACCUCGAGUUGAACCAAACUCACGUGAGAUAACCGUUAGCUGGCAGAGACCUGCUGAGCUUGGACAAGAUGUCCACGUUCUGAGCUACAUCGUGGAAUACGCCCAAGCAGACAAAGUGGGGAAAGGAGAAGAUCUCCAGUGGAACCAAACAAUGUCAGAAGCUGAAAAGGUGAUCAUAUCAGAGCUUCAGUCAGAGACAGAGUAUGUUGUCAGGGUCGGAUGUGACUGUGGUGGAGCUGGGACAAGCAAGAAAAGCAUCUCUGUGAAUGUCUGCAUUCUAGAGACGCCAAAACGCUCUCAGCGACUAGCGGACGCCAUUAGAGAUGAAAGCACACUGCUGGAACCUCAGUCAGGGUCUAUCCCUGUUUAUAAAAUCCCCCUGCAAGAGGAGGACAUCACUGUGAACAGGUGCAAACGUUUCUGCUUCGGCAAAGAGUCCCCUGAACCUAAUCGCACCAUAAUUGUUCUCGGAGCAACUGGUGCUGGCAAAUCAACUCUUAUUAACGGGAUGAUUAAUUACAUUCUCGGUGUUGAGUGGAAUGACCCCUAUCGGUUCAAGAUAGUAGAUGAGGGUAAGUCCACCUCACAAGCUCACAGCCAGACUACUGAAGUCACGACAUACAAACUCAACCGUCGGGACGGCUUUAAAAUUCAGAACUCGCUCACUAUUGUUGACACUCCAGGCUUUGGAGAUACGGGAGGUAUCGAGAAGGACAAGUUGAUCGUAGAGCAGCUUCGUGAUCUCUUCUCUGCUAAGUUUGGUGUCAGUGAAAUCGAUGCUGUGUGUUUCGUAGCUCAGGCUUCUGCACGACUCACAUCAACACAGAAAUACGUGUUUGACUCAGUGCUCUCCAUCUUCGGCAAAGACGUGGGAGAAAACAUCCAGAUUCUGGUGACAUUUGCAGACUUUUGCCAACAUCCACCAGUUCUGGAGGCGAUCAACACUGCGGAUGUCCCGGGUCCGAAAACAAAAGAAGGACUGCCGGUUCACUUCAAGUUCAAUAACUCAGCGUUGUUUGCCCAAAACAAAUCGUGUGCAGCAGAGGGCGUGAGUGGGGAAGAUGACGAGGGAGACUUCGAUGAGAUGUUUUGGAACAUGGGGAUAAAAAGCAUGAUGAAGUUUUUCACUGCUUUGAAUGUAGUGACGACCAAAAGCUUGUCGAUGACAAAGGACGUCCUCAGAGAAAGACAGCAGCUGGAGAUCUCAGUUCAGAGUUUGCAGAAGCAGGUUAAAAUUCGGUUAAACAAGCUGGAGGAGGAGUUAAAAGAGACGGCUUCACAACUGGAAGAACACAAGGCAGAGAUCAGCCGAAACCGAUGGGAGUAUAAGGAAGUCACGGAAAUGAUAACGUUAAAAGAGAAGAAAGAAAAGUCCCUGACAGCCACCAAGAUGGCUGUGAAGGCACUGAUUGACAGACUGAAGGCUGAGUAUGAAGAUGUGAAGACUGAGGUGGUGAAAGUGAUGGGUGACUCUACCAAGUGUCUAAACAGACUUAAAGAGAUCGCACUGAGGCCAAACCCUCUGUCCACUCCAGAGACAUGCUCAUAGAAGGAGAGGAAGUUGAGACCAGGUCGGGCUGGAAGAAACGAGUCCAGUAUCUGAUAGACAUGAGAAAACAAGCAGAGGUCAUGGGUUAAGUGGACAGAGAUGAAGAUCAGGUGCUGGAUUCAAAUGAAGGACCAAGACCCUGACAUGGACUCCAACAACGACCAGGAGGAGAACUAUUCUGAUGCCAACCAAGACCAAGACUCCGCUCACACUGCGACUGAGGCGUCUGCCAAACUUCUGCAUUUUCAUUUAAACCGAAACCAUCUCUGUCUAGAAGGGUUUUGGCUCCAUAUCAUUUUAAUCCUCGUCCAACAUGUGAACAUGUAUCACCUGACCAUGCACGUACACAUGCAUGUGCCUCUGUAAACAGGAAGCAUUUGUUGUCAGUUGCAAAAAAGAGCUCAGCUACGAACGAAAAGCAGAAAUGUUGAACGCUAAGGCAGGUGGUUUUCUGCAUGAAGGAGGUCAUGUGACAGGAGCCUGACGAAUCAGAGAGAAAAGAGGUUUUGACCAUCUACGUUAUCGUUUCCAAACAUCUCGGUUUCUGUCUGUCCAGAUGAACAUGCAGCACCGGAGUUUUCAAACUGAAACGGGACCGACAGUGUUUCCAAACUUACCUGUUUUAACGUCUCUAUAACUUGUGACCCGUGUGGACGCUAGAACAAGCUGUAGCAGAGCGCUGUGUUUCAGAAUGAAGACGCAGCCUGGAAGGAAAAACACUUCAACCCCCCCACAAAAGUUCCAACCUCAUCCGUCGGCUGCCCACCAGGUCAUCACCAACGCCCUCACAAAGCCUCAAGUUACACUUUUAAGUGCAAACGCUCAUUUUGAGGUCGCAAAUUCACCUGCACCUUCAGUUUCUGCCUCUUUGCUUCAAGAUUCUUCACAGCUCGAUGAUUAAUUAACAAUUUAGCAUUUAUUUUAAUUACAGAUCAAAGUGCAACUUCCAUUCACAGCAUGACAGCGUGUUGUGUGGGAGUAAUGUUGCUCUGUGUCAAAGUAGAAAGCUGUAAGCUAACAUCACAGCCACGUCGACAAAAUGUAGUUCACUGGUGUGAUGUCGGCAAAUCAUAUCUGUGUCUUUACGUGUUUCAUGUCUGAAUUACAUGAUAAAACAAACAGUGGAACAAAUGUCAGUUUACUUGGUUUGAACCUGUGUUUUACUCACAGCUGGUUUUAUCUUUGCUUUCUAUAACUUUUUUAGUUUGGAAAACUUGAAGGUGAAGUUUUGUUAGGGUUAGGGUUAUAUAAGAAAUAUAUAAGUAAAUAAAUCCAAGUUGAACAACUGA
This is a messenger RNA of Pleuronectes platessa (European plaice), 4823 nucleotides long. RefSeq lists its product as uncharacterized. The transcript has 4 exons. Gene Ontology annotation, molecular function: GTP binding; protein binding. The record is from RefSeq and is a predicted model, not a curated record. NCBI's taxonomy places the organism in Eukaryota, Metazoa, Chordata, Actinopteri, Pleuronectiformes, Pleuronectidae. The coding region runs from base 160 to 3534 and encodes 1124 amino acids.